CGCCUAUGACGUCAUCUCCCUGGUGAAAUAACUCGCCUAUGACAUCAUCUCCCUGGUGAAACAACUCACUUAUGACAUCAUCUCCCUGGUGAAAUGACUCGCCUAUGACGUCAUCUCCCUGGUGAAACAACUCACUUAUGACGUCAACUCCCUGGUGAAACAACUCACUUAUGACAUCAUCUCCCUAGUGAAACAACUCGCUUAUGACGUCAUCUCCCUGGUGAAACAAUUCACUUAUGACAUCAUCUCCCUGGUGAAACAACUCGCUUACAUCAUCUCCCUGGUGAAACAACUCACUUAUGACAUCAUCUCGCUGGUGAAACAACUCGCUUAUGACGUCAUCUCCCUGGUGAAACAACUCGCUUAUGACGUCAACUCCCUGGUGAAACAACUCACUUAUGACAUCAUUUCCCUGGUGAAAUAACUCGCCUAUGACGUCAUCUCCCUGGUGAAACAACUCACUUAUGACAUCAUCUCCCUGGUGAAACAACUCGCUUACGUCAUCUUCCUCGUGAAACAAUUCUCUUAUGACAUCUCCCUGGUGAAACAACUCGCUUAUGACGUCAUCUCCCUGGUGAAUCAAUUCUCUUAUGACGACAUCUCCCUGGUGAUACACUUGUUUACAGCGUCAUCUCCCUGGUGAAACAACUCACUUAACAGCAGAUAAUAACCCAAUUUUUAAGUUUUCUCUUUCAGUCCGUUUCCGCCUCAUGAUAUUUACAAAGAAGAUAGGCAGGUUAAACUAAAUAGUUUAAAAAAAUAAAUAAAUAAGGAGGUGUGGUAAAGAAAAUUAUAAGGAGUAAAAAUAAUAAAAAAAUGGACGAUGGAGCUAUUGGGCCAAAAUGGACGGAGAUAGUACUAGUCGCAUGACCUGACGAGUGAGUCGUUUAUGAGAAUUUACCAAAACAGAAAAGUCAAUCGGAAACAGACCCCCCCCCCUCUGGGUGAAUUCAGCCUCUGGCGAGUCGAUAAGGGCGUCUUUUUAUGGCUUUAUUUUCGAUAAAAGCUGUAAAGGUGACAAAUAAAAAAUAAAAAGUUCCAAUAUAUCCGCUCAGUCUAGUUCGAAAAGUGACACCUCGACUGACGGCCUGAGAUGAGAUGGAUCCAAAUGGCACAGAAAAUUCAUCCACCCGGGAAGAUGAGACCGGCCAGGAGGCGAGAGCGGAAUGGAACUUCAGAAGAUUUUUUCCUCAGAUUUUGGCAUGCACGGCGAAUAAUUUCAUAUUGUUCGACAACAGCCUCGCUCUUUCUCUUCCGACGAUCGUGAUCGUCGCUCUGAUGAACAACGACGGCGAUUUGAGUUUGACUGCAGAUGAAGCGUCUUGGUUCGCGAGUAUGUUUUUGAUCUGUCAACCCAUCGGAAGCGUGUUUUAUGGAAUGGUCAUGGAGCCCCUGGGUCGGAAGAGGUCACUGCUCCUCCUCAACAUCCCCUUCUUCACUGCUUGGACGAUGAUUUUCUACGCCGAGUCACCUUCCACCCUGUACGCCGCCAGUGCCAUCAUGGGCUUCGGAGUCGGUUGCACGGAAGCUCCCCUACUCACAUACGUCGGAGAGAUAACCGAGCCGUUGUACCGUGGGACGCUCACCUCCUACGUCCAGUUUUGCGGUUUUGCCGCCUACGCCGUCGUUUACUCGGUCGGCUCGGUCAUGACGUGGAGAUACACGGCGGCGAUCUGCGCGACCGUACCCAUCUUGACGGUCGUCGCGGUCUCUCAGUUGCCUGAGUCCCCUCACUGGCUCGUUUCCCGGGGCAAAGUUGAAAGGGCCGAAGAAUCCCUACGCUGGCUCAGAGGCUGGGUCCGCCCUGAAGACGUCAGAGAAGAACUCGACCGCAUCGUCAACUACAACGCCGAUGAAAAAACCGUCAAAACCCAGAUCGCAGAAACACAUGGGGCUAUAACAAGCGUUGGAAUCAAACAGAGGAUCGUUUUCUUCCUGAGACCUGAAAUAAGGAGGCCUUUGAUUUUAACAGUUUCGUUAUUCUUCUUUUACUAUGCGUCGGGGAUGGCGACAUUACGACCCUACCUCGUCCGAGUGAUGAAAGAGCUGAAUGUCACUAUGGACAUCAACAAGGCUGCCGUGACCGUAGCCAUCCUCGGCCUCAUAGGCUACGCCGCGUGCAUGUUCAGCGUGAGCCAGGUCGGAAAAAGAGCCCUGUCGCUCUUUUCAUUACUAGGUUCGUCCCUCUGCUCUUUUCUGCUCGCCUCGGUCGCUUCUGGAUCUUUGGACAGGUCAUGGUCGCUGCCCGUAUUUCUCGCCAUGUCAUUCCUCUCCUGCGUCGGACUCGCUCCGAUCCCUUGGAUGCUACAGAGCGAAAUCUACCCUUUACACGGGAAGUGCAUGGCGACAGGGAUUGCCGCGGCGGCGUAUUACAUCAUCGGCUUCCUAGCGACUAAGAUCUUCCUCGGCAUGGAAGACAUCCUGGGCUUGUCUGGAGUCUUCAUACUGUUCGGAUCGUUUGGACUGCUAGGAGCUGUCUACACCUACAUGAGGCUGCCUGAGACGGAAGAUCGCACGUUCCAGCAGAUCCAGGCACACUUUGUAGAUCCAUAGAAUCAACACUUAAGACUUAAUCUACCUUCAA
Cimex lectularius (bed bug) is the source of this 2584-nucleotide messenger RNA. Its product is annotated as facilitated trehalose transporter Tret1-like. Gene Ontology annotation, cellular component: membrane. The transcript has 5 exons. Gene Ontology annotation, biological process: transmembrane transport. The coding region runs from base 1099 to 2553 and encodes 484 amino acids. Gene Ontology annotation, molecular function: transmembrane transporter activity. Lineage: Eukaryota; Metazoa; Arthropoda; Insecta; Hemiptera; Cimicidae. The record is from RefSeq and is a predicted model, not a curated record.